Messenger RNA from Henningerozyma blattae CBS 6284, 1884 nucleotides. It is a transcript of the gene NRD1, whose product is annotated as Nrd1 complex RNA-binding subunit. The transcript has a single exon. The record is from RefSeq and is a predicted model, not a curated record. Lineage: Eukaryota; Fungi; Ascomycota; Saccharomycetes; Saccharomycetales; Saccharomycetaceae. Bases 1 to 1884 code for a protein of 627 amino acids. Gene Ontology annotation, molecular function: RNA binding.
AUGAGUUCUGAAACACAGCAAACUUUUGUAGAUACCUUGGAAUCAUUUAAAGAUUUAAGGACCGGUAUUUCUGGUUCACGUAUUAAAAGAUUAACUUCAUAUGCACUUGAACAUGUUAAAGAAGAAGAAACUUUAAUUCCAUUAAUAAUAAAUUAUUCCAAAACUUGUCCUCAAACCCAUAAAUUAGGUUCUUUGUAUAUAAUUGAUUCUAUCGGUAGAGCUUAUUUGGAAGAAGCAAGAGCUAGAGAUGACUAUAUUAAAGUUAAUGCCAGGAAGGGGUCUUGUGCACAUGGUUUGUAUACUUUAGGUGAGUCUAUGCAAGAAUUAUUAUCUGAUGCCUUGUCAGAUACUACUGCUGAACACAAAGAAAAGAUUAGAAGUUUGGUAGAUAUAUGGGAUAGAGCUGGCUUAUUCCAAAAAGGUGUUUUGAACGCAGUUCGAGCAAAAUUCUUUUCUAUGGAUGACAUGAAGGCUACUCCUAAUCCGUCGUCCUCUAGUAAUAAUUCCAAUAACGAUAAUGAAACCCAAAUAAAUAAAGACACUUUGCCAGAAAGUUCACAAGAAAGAGCUAAAUAUAUUAUAAAUAACUUGAAGCCUUCUGAUCAUUUCCCACGUAUUGAUGUUCCAUCUACUAUAUUUUCUCAUGAUGAACAAGAACAAUCUCAAGCUUUAAAAGAAUUACUUAAUCAAAUGCAUUAUCAAUUGGGUGAUUUGUCAACCAAAUCUGGUUUGAAUGAUGAUGCUCGUAGCAAAUCUCAAAUUCAAAAGAGAAACAUUGCCUCUCCACCUCGUGACCGUGAUACGGAACGUUCUGCUCGUCAUAUCACUACUGAAUAUGGUAGUAGACGUGAUCGUGAACGGGAAAGAUUCACAUCUAGAAGAAAUAGAUCUAGGUCACCUCCUCAACAUGGUAGAAGACGUAAUAGUCAUCAUGAUCGCCAACAACAUUCUGGAUUCCAUAAUCAACACCAAGGUAAUCAAUAUGGAGGAUAUAACGAUCAAAUUCCUACACCUCAACCACAACAGCAACAACAGCAACGUAAUAAUUUUCCAAAUAUUAACAACCACCAUUUCUAUCCGAAUGAAAUGAAUGUCCCAUCAAACUCACAUUACAGACAAAAACCAAUUUCUUUUGAUCCUACUCUGCCGCCAGAUCAUAUUAAAGUAUUAAGUCGUACAUUAUUUUUAGGUGGUGUCCCAAUGAACAUGAAAGAAUGGGAUAUUGCAAAUAUCUUAAAGCCAUAUGCUGAAGUUCAAAGUUUGAUCUUAAAUAACGUUAGAAAACAUGCAUUUGUGAAAGUGUAUUCCAGACGUGAAGCUGAAAAUGUAUUGAUGAAUUUUAAUAAAGAUGGUUCCCAGCCAUUAAGAACUCGUUGGGGUGUCGGUUUUGGACCAAGAGAUUGUUGUGACUAUCAACAUGGUUAUAGUAUCAUUCCAAUGUCAAGAUUAACUGAUGUUGAUAGAAAGUGGUCUGUGGGUGCACAAUGGGGUGGUACUAGUGGGCAACCACUUCAGCCAGGUAUGGUUUUCGAAGAACCAGAUAUCAUUGUCGGUGAAGGUGUUUCUUCAAAGGCUAUUUCACAGAAAAUGCCAACUGAUUCAGGUAGAAACGGUCCAAAAUCUGGCAAAGGUUCUCAAAAUGAGCCAAUGAUGUCAGGUUAUAACGGAGAAGAUAUGUAUGGUCAUCCACAACAACAAGUGCAACCUCAACAGUAUGAAUAUGGUAACCAACAAAUGGGUUAUAAUCAACCACCUCUACCGCAAUCUAACAACCAACAAUAUCCACAAUAUCCACCGCAACAGAUACCUCCUCAAAAUAAUUUUGAUCCCACUGCUCAUUUGAAUUCUUUGAUGAAUAUGCUAAAUCAACAACAGCCCCAAUAA